Poeciliopsis prolifica (blackstripe livebearer) is the source of this 1878-nucleotide messenger RNA. RefSeq names its product keratin 18a, tandem duplicate 1 (gene krt18a.1). Bases 116 to 1432 code for a protein of 438 amino acids. Gene Ontology annotation, molecular function: structural molecule activity. The record is from RefSeq and is a predicted model, not a curated record. Gene Ontology annotation, cellular component: keratin filament. Gene Ontology annotation, biological process: intermediate filament cytoskeleton organization. The transcript has 7 exons. Lineage: Eukaryota; Metazoa; Chordata; Actinopteri; Cyprinodontiformes; Poeciliidae.
UCCCCCUCUCCUCCUGCCGCUUGUCUGUGAGCUCCAAUUUCUGCCCCUUCAGCCUCUCUCUGUCUCUCUUUGACUCACAGUCUGUCUCACUGAGUCUCAGCACUCUAGAGCAACCAUGCAAACUACCAGGCAAACUGCAUACUCCAUGCGCUCCUCUACCAGCAGCAGGGCCCCUGCCAUGUCCAUCACCCGCACCUCCGCUCCUGUCUACAAGGCCCUGUCCAUCCACGGCGGUGCUGGCGGCUCCCGCAUCAGCGUGUCCUCCAGCUACAGAAGCUCCCUGGGAGCCGGGAUGGGAGCCGGGAUGGGAGCCGGCGCCGGGGCUGGGGGGUUCUCCAGCAGCGUCCAGGUGAGCGGGAACAGCGCAGACAUCAUGGGCAAUGAGAAGUUUGCCAUGCAGAACCUGAAUGACCGACUGGCGAGCUACCUGGAGACGGUGAGGAAUCUGGAGAAGGCCAACCACAAGCUGGAGAUAAAGAUCAAAGAGGCCCUGGAGAAGAGUGGACCUGACUUCAGAGACUACAGCAAAUACCAGCCCAUCAUUGAUGACCUGAGGAAAAAGAUUUUUGAUGCGACCACCGACAAUGCCCGACUGGUUCUCAACAUUGACAAUGCACGUCUGGCAGCCGAUGACUUCAGAGUAAAGUACGAGUCUGAGCUGGCCAUUCGUCAGUCUGUGGAGGCUGACAUCGUCGGUCUGAGGAAACUCAUCGAUGACACCAACCUGAGCCGCAUGAACCUGGAGAGUGAGAUCGAAGCCCUGAAAGAAGAGCUCAUCCACCUCAAAAAGAACCAUGAAAAUGAAGUCAUGGAGCUUCGUAACCAAAUAGCCCAGUCUGGUGUUCACGUAGAUGUCGACGCUCCAAAGGGUCAAGAUCUGGCCCAGAUCAUGGCAGAAAUUAGGGCUAAGUACGAAAAGAUGGCAAAGAAGAACCAGGAGGACCUCAAAGUGUGGCAUGAAUCGCAGAUUGUAGAAGUUCAGACACAGGUGUCACAGAACACAGAGGCCCUCAAGGGUGCCCAGACAGAGGUGAAUGACCUGCGCAGACAGUUACAAACCCUGGAGAUUGAACUGGAGUCACAGAAGAGCCUGAAAAUCUCUCUAGAGGGAACGCUGAGGGACACAGAGUUGCGCUACAACAUGGAGAUAGAGUCCCUUAAUGCUGUUCUCCUGGGCCUGGAGGCGGAGCUCACACAGCUGAGGAACCAGAUCCAGCUGCAGUCACAGGAUUACGAGGCCCUGCUGAACACAAAGAUGAAGCUGGAGGCUGAGAUUGCAACAUACAGGCGGCUGCUGGACGGUGGAGACUUCAAGCUUCAGGAUGCCAUAGAAGAGCAGAAAACAAUGACCAAGACCAAAGUAAUGACCGUCACACAGACCCUGGUGGACGGAAAGGUGGUCUCCUCCAGCACAGAAACGAAGGACCUUUAAUCAUAGCAUGUGACUGAAACACCCAACAAACACUAAAACAAGAAAAGCAAAGUAUUUGUUUUUAUCAGAGUAUCAAAUGUUACAUUCAAAGAGAUACUCAUAAGAUCUUAAGCUAUUUGUUAAACGUCACACCCAGAUCAAACCGUUCUUGCAGAGGCUGAUGGAAAUUGGAUGAGAGGAAAACAAAAUCAUCAGUUAUUUAUUUAAUCUUGGUUUUUUUAUGUCAUUGUUUUCUGUCCUUUUGAUGUUUACAAUAGUUUGCAGUUGGUAGAUUUUGUAAAUCUAUCAAGAAUCUGACGAAUUGAGAGAAAUUUCAAAUUGAAAAUGGUCCAAUUAAAAACUAUUUCAAAAUACAUGUUUUUGUCUUUGGCUUUCCUUUUUCCCAAUUUGGUCUGCCUGCUGCUCUGUGGUGAUUAAACAUUUCAAUAAAGUCCUUUUGAGAAAAA